UUCUCCCCGGACACAUUUUGCGACAGCACGAUAGGAACACCGUCCGGUCAGUAUCGUUCGCCUCUGAGACGGACCCGUGAAAGCACACACAUGUUUUAUCUCGAGAAGAGCGGCAACUCGGAGUCCCCCUACAGCGUCGCUAACAUGUCCAAGAGCUACAUACUGAGAGGAAUCAUCACUGAGAAACUGAGCACAGCCGCCCGGGAGAUCUUAGCGGUGGUGGAGAGGACUGUAGCCGACUACGAGGAGGAGGUCGCGGGCUUCAGGCAGGAGAUCGACCGGCAGAGGAGACUGCUGGAGCUCCUGCAGCCUCGGGUUAAGCUUGAGAGGACAGAUCUGGACAUCCAUGAGGUGGUGGUCAUGACCGGAGACAAAGAGGAUCAGCAGCACACACAUCUGCCGGGUAUGGAGGGUGCUGGAAGUCCAAGUCUGCUACGUCGUGAUGAAGAUGAAGAUGAGCAGCGGAUGGCCCAAAUGUUGACGAGCUCCAGGCGGAAAAGAGAAAAUCUGAUGCACCCGGAUUAUGAAAUGCCAAGGAAGAAGUCCAGCAAACAUUGGCUCAGUGACACACAGAGACAUCUACAUUUCAGGAUUUGUUUCCUGGAGGACUCUCAAGGGUUUAAAAAAACUCUGUUUGAGGACCUGAAGUGUCCCCGUGAUCUAAAGGAGGGUGACUUCUUGGACAUGAUCAAGUCCACGUUCCCUCAGCUGGCCGGGGACAAACCGCUGAACAUCUUCAAGUCUGACCACAGUAAGAGACUCCAGAGGCUCAUGCUGAAGACCCUGACACCAGAAGAGAUCUACAGGACCAUGAAGCCCACCGGGCUUGAAAAGGCUGUCCUCUAUGUCAAACUUAAGACAGGAAAGGAAGAUGAGGAGGAAGAACUUCACCUGUUACCCACAAGUGAUAAACCUUUAACACACAGUGACAGAGUGCUUAUGGAAGGCGAUGAAGCCAUUUCAAGCUCCGUUCAACAUUUAGACAAUACCAAAGUGGAUGUCAUGGCCAACAGCUCAGCAUCACAACUACAGCUCUUGCUAACAAAAGAUGCUGCUGUAAAUGGGUCUAGUGAUGACAAACAUGGAGUCGUGGCAUUAAACCCCGAGCUGCAGGUGGCAAAACGUUCGAAGGCAAAAGAGCUCCAAAGUAGUUCGGAGACAAUUCAGACAAGUACAAUAGCCUGUAAAGUGUGUGGACUCCAGGGAAACCAGGACAGCUUGAUUCAACAUGCAUGGAGUCACGUGGAUGAGUCACCGGCUGUUUGUGGAAUUUGUGGAGAACGUUUUGAAUCAGUGGAAACAUUAAAGGGACAUCUUGCAAAUGACCCAAAAUAUCACAACUCUAAUAUCCAAACGUCUCUGCAAACAGAGGCGAAACAAUACAAAUGUGAAAUUUGCGCUAAAUCAUUUGGUCUAAAGGAGCAGCUGGAAAUUCAUUGCAAGGAGCACGCUGGCCUACAGAAAUACCACUGCAACAUCUGCGGGAAAGCUCUCUCCCAUCUUCGAUCAAUGAGCCGGCACAAGCUGACUCACACAGUGGAGCGACCCCACAGUUGUGAAGUUUGCGGGAAGCAUUUCAGAUGCCCGCACGUUUUAAAUUCUCACAAGAAAAUCCACACGGUCAGGGAGCGGUCGUAUCUCUGCCACAUCUGCUGCAAAAGCUUCAUGUCAAACGGCGUUCUGUCGACUCACAUGAAGAUUCACAGCAACGAGAGGCCACACAUCUGCUUGGUGUGCAAAAAGGCUUUUAUUUAUAAAGGUAGUCUAAAGGCUCACAUGCGAAUGCACACCGGCGAGAAACCGUACAGCUGUUCCCAGUGCGGCCGCUCCUUCAAGCACAAGUGUCACCUGAACGACCAUGUCAGGAGCCAUUCAGGCAUCAAACAGUUUGUGUGCAGCAUUUGUGGGAGAGCGUGCGCUCGCCAAACUCAGCUGAAGGCCCACAUGAGGACCCAUAAUGGAGAGAAACCGUACCAGUGCGACAUCUGCAAGAGGUCCUUCUCGCACCGCGGUACUCUCAAGUCACACGUGAAGAUCCACGAGGCCAAAAAAAAAGACAGUGACCCGCCCGAAAACCAGACAGUGUGUUAACGUGGGCUUGAUUCCCUCCUGUGCAACUUGUACGACUCUUGACUUUUUUUCUUUUUUUUCUUUUAAAGAAAAAGUGUUAAAUGAGGUAUUCCUUUGGUAACAAAGCUCAUGACAUAAAUACUUGGGUCUUGAGAGAAGGACAUGA
Neolamprologus brichardi is the source of this 2236-nucleotide messenger RNA. RefSeq lists its product as uncharacterized. Gene Ontology annotation, biological process: regulation of transcription by RNA polymerase II. Lineage: Eukaryota; Metazoa; Chordata; Actinopteri; Cichliformes; Cichlidae. Gene Ontology annotation, cellular component: nucleus. Gene Ontology annotation, molecular function: RNA polymerase II cis-regulatory region sequence-specific DNA binding; DNA-binding transcription activator activity, RNA polymerase II-specific. The record is from RefSeq and is a predicted model, not a curated record.